UAGAAGCACGAGUUUUAAUUGUUUAUGCUUAUUGUCCAGUUGGGUCUUUCCUGUUAUAGUGCACUCAGAAGAAUGAAUUAAGUUUUAAAAGCUUUUUGAAUUAAAACUAUUUAUCUUGUAAUGAUGUGGACAAAGAUACUUUUGUCAUUCGUCACGGCGAUACUUUUAGUGGAGAUCGUUUCUUCAUUCCAAAGUUCAAAUAAUAUCUCGUAUAGAAGUGUUUUAAAUCGAAGACGACGAAAUACAUUAAAAUGUAUAUUACCUUCCCAACCUGAGAACGGUGAAUAUAAAGUCACCGGUGGUAAUGUAAUUAAUGGUAGAGCCAUGGUUUUGAAUCUGCAAUACACAUGUAAACCGACAUACGCACUGGUUGGUGAUGGGAGUGCGUUUUGUUACGACGGUGAAUGGACUCCAGUGGAAUUACCGAAAUGCGUUCGUGAGUAA
Molecule: messenger RNA, 444 nt
Organism: Papilio polytes (common Mormon)
Lineage: Eukaryota; Metazoa; Arthropoda; Insecta; Lepidoptera; Papilionidae
Exons: 4
Coding region: 121-444 (107 amino acids)
Source: RefSeq, a predicted model, not a curated record